AAACCUUAACCCGACAUUUCGACGCCUCCAUGAAAGCCUGAGAUUUGAGCUCCCAUCUCCGUCUUCGAUCAGUAACCUACGCCCAGAAAAUGGCAUCUCUCUCUGUAUCAAAAGCAUCCCGUUUGAAGCCUAAGCUUUCAUCGCCAUUUUCCCUGAGAUCCACCGCCUUCUUCUGCGCAUCUCCUUCAUCGUUCUCCCAAAGUGCAGAGCCCCAAGUCGCCGGAGUUCAGGACGCCGGCACCUCGCCAGCUCCCGCGAGGCCGUUGAGAGGUAAGCACAAAAACCCUGAGAAACUCGAGGAUGUUAUCGGUAGAAUGAUGGCUAAUAGGGCAUGGACGACCCGUUUACAGAACUCGAUCCGGAACCUCGUUCCGGUCUUCGAUCAUGACCUCGUGUACAAUGUGUUGCACGCCGCCAAGAACUCGGAGCACGCUCUCCAAUUCUUUAGGUGGGUGGAUAGGGCUGGGCUUUUCCAGCACAAUAGGGAGACGCAUUUUAAGAUUCUCCAGAUUCUCGGCCGAGCUUCCAAGCUUAACCAUGCUAGAUGCAUACUUCUCGAUAUGCCGAAAAAGGGGGUUGAAUGGGACGAGGAUUUGUGGGUUGUGAUGAUUGAGAGUUAUGGCGAGGCUGGGAUUGUCCAGGAGAGUGUGAAAUUGUUUCAGAAAAUGGAGGAGCUUGGGGUUGAGAGAACUGUGAAAUCAUACAAUGCUUUGUUUAAGGUUAUAUCGAGGCGAGGCCGUUAUAUGAUGGCUAAAAGGUACUUCAACAAGAUGGUGAAAGAAGGGAUUGAGCCAACUACCCACACAUACAACCUUCUGAUAUGGGGAUUCUUCCUUUCUUCCAAGGUUGAAACUGCAAGUAGGUUCUUUGAGGAGAUGAAAAGCAGGGAAGUUAGGCCUGAUGUGGUUACUUAUAAUACCAUGAUUAAUGGAUUUAUACGUGUUAAGAAAAUUGAGGAGGCGGAAAAAUUCUUUGUGGAGAUGAAGGCAAAGAAUUUUGAGCCAUCAGUGAUUACGUAUACGACGUUGAUAAAAGGAUAUAAUUCUGUUGGACAAGUUGAUGACGCGUUUAGAUUGUUUGGAGAGAUGAAAAGUUUUGGGAUCAAGCCGAAUGCAAUAACAUACUCGACCUUGCUCCCUGGGUUAUGUGAAGCAGAGAAGAUGUCUGAAGCUGAGAGUAUAUUGAAGGAGAUGGAAGAGAAGUAUAUUGCUCCAAAGGAAAAUUCCAUUUUUGUAAGAUUAAUAACUGGGCAGUGCAAGGCGGGUGAUUUGGAUGCUGCUGCAAAUGUACUCAAAACUAUGAUUAGGUUGAGUAUUCCAACCGAGGCUGGGCACUAUGGUGUCUUGAUUGAGAACUUCUGCAAGGCGGGCAGUUACGAGAGGGCAAUUCAAUUGCUGGAUAAGCUCAUUGAGAAGGGCAUCAUUUUGAGACCCGAGAAUACUUUUCAUAUGGAGUCAAGUGCUUAUAACCUGAUUAUUGAGUAUCUCUGCAACAAUGGCCAGACUGGAAAAGCCGAAGCCCUUAUGAGACAGUUGAUGAAAACAGGUGUUCAGGAUCCGGUUGCAUUAAAUAACCUGAUCCGUGGGCAUGCAAACGAAGGAGCUCCUGAAUCAGCGUCUGAACUUCUGAAGAUCAUGGUUAGGAGGAAAGUUCUUACAGAAGACAGUGCGUAUAAGUCACUUGUUGAUAGUUAUUUAAAGAAACGAGAGCCUUCUGAUGCCAAAACGGUUUUGGACAGUAUGAUUGAGAACGGGCAUCUUCCAGACUCGUCCCUGUAUAGGUCUGUUAUGGAGAGCUUGUUCGAAGAUGGAAGAGUUCAAACAGCCAGCCGUGUGAUGAAGACUAUGCUGGAUAAGGGAGUGAAGGAACACCUGGACUUGUUAGAAAAGAUAUUGGAAGCUCUCCUGAUGAGGGGUCAUGUUGAGGAAGCUCUGGGUAGAAUUGAUCUGAUGAUGCAAAGUGGCCUUGCACCCGAUCUUGAUCGUCUUUUAUCUGUUCUGUGUGAGAAAGAAAAGACAAUUGCUGCUUUGAAGCUCUUAGAUUUUGGUUUAGAGAGAGACUUUAGCAUCGACUUCUCAAGCUACGAUAAGGUGUUGGAUGCACUUUUAGCCGCUGGAAAGACCCUAAAUGCGUAUUCAGUUUUGUGUAAGAUAACGGAAAAAGGAGGAGCUACAAACCACAGCAGCUGUGAAGAAUUGAUCAAGAGCCUCAAUAAGGAGGGUAACACAAAACAAGCAGAUAUUCUAUCAAGGUUGAUCAAGGGAAAUGGCAGCAAGAAAGGAAUGAAAAAGGUGCCCACUGCCUCCUGAUUUUUCUAGUUCUGUUUUCUCUGGAACUUUUGGCUUAAAUUAUUCUCAUAUAUUGGAAUUUUCUUAUGUAACACAAUAAUAGAACCGAGUUCAAUAUGACAACAUUAGUGUAUUCAGGAUUUAUGAAUUUAGCCUAACUUUUGGCUCAACUUUAUUGAAAGUUUUCCCUUACAUUUGUUGUUGUUAUCUCAAGGAUUGUUUUGCAAA
Messenger RNA from Ipomoea nil (Japanese morning glory), 2516 nucleotides. RefSeq names its product pentatricopeptide repeat-containing protein At2g37230. The record is from RefSeq and is a predicted model, not a curated record. Lineage: Eukaryota; Viridiplantae; Streptophyta; Magnoliopsida; Solanales; Convolvulaceae. Gene Ontology annotation, molecular function: protein binding. The transcript has a single exon. The coding region runs from base 90 to 2309 and encodes 739 amino acids.